AAACAGUGUUGUAACUUUCUUCCCAUAAUCUCUUACAAUUUCCUGCGUAUUUUUCUGUGAUCGAGUCGACGAUAUGGUCGGAAAAGGUGAAGGACCAGCAAUUGGAAUCGAUCUAGGUACGACGUACUCGUGCGUCGGGGUAUGGCAACAUGAUCGUGUUGAGAUAAUUGCUAAUGACCAGGGGAACAGGACAACGCCGUCUUAUGUUGCUUUUACUGAUACUGAACGUCUGAUCGGUGAUGCUGCUAAGAAUCAAGUCGCGAUGAAUCCCAUCAAUACCGUUUUUGAUGCUAAGCGAUUGAUCGGCAGAAGAUUUACUGAUUCUUCUGUACAGAGUGAUAUGAAGCUAUGGCCGUUCAAGGUCAUUCCUGGCCCUGCAGACAAGCCAAUGAUUGUUGUUACUUAUAAAGGAGAAAAUAAGGAAUUUGCAGCAGAGGAGAUUUCUUCAAUGGUUCUCACAAAGAUGCGGGAGAUUGCAGAGGCUUAUCUUGGCACCUCCAUCAAGAACGCUGUUGUCACUGUCCCUGCUUACUUCAAUGACUCUCAACGUCAAGCUACAAAGGAUGCUGGUGCAAUUGCUGGUCUCAAUGUGAUGCGGAUAAUCAAUGAGCCAACAGCUGCAGCUAUUGCAUAUGGUCUUGACAAGAAGGCAACUUCUUCUGGGGAGAAAAAUGUGCUUAUUUUUGACCUUGGUGGUGGUACUUUUGAUGUUUCCCUUCUCACCAUUGAAGAGGGUAUUUUUGAAGUGAAGGCUACAGCUGGUGACACUCACCUAGGAGGUGAAGACUUCGACAACAGGAUGGUGAAUCACUUUGUCCAGGAAUUCAGAAGGAAGAACAAGAAAGAUAUUAGUGGAAACCCAAGGGCCCUCAGACGAUUGAGGACUUCAUGUGAGAGAGCGAAGAGGACUCUCUCUUCUACCGCUCAAACAACCAUUGAGAUCGAUUCUCUGUUUGAAGGUAUUGAUUUCUAUUCAACCAUCACCCGUGCCCGAUUUGAGGAGCUCAACAUGGAUCUUUUCAGAAAAUGUAUGGAGCCUGUUGAGAAGUGUCUGAGAGAUGCCAAGAUGGACAAGAGCACUGUCCAUGAUGUUGUUCUCGUAGGUGGAUCUACCAGAAUCCCGAAGGUACAACAGCUUUUGCAGGACUUCUUUAACGGAAAGGAGCUUUGCAAGAGCAUCAAUCCCGACGAGGCUGUUGCUUAUGGUGCUGCUGUCCAAGCUGCUAUAUUGAGUGGUGAAGGUAACCAGAAGGUGCAAGACCUCUUGCUUUUGGAUGUGACUCCAUUGUCCCUUGGUUUGGAGACUGCUGGUGGAGUCAUGACAGUGCUCAUUCCAAGGAAUACUACAAUUCCCACCAAAAAGGAGCAAAUAUUUUCGACCUACUCUGACAAUCAACCUGGUGUUCUAAUUCAAGUUUACGAAGGGGAGAGAGCAAGAACUAGGGACAACAACUUGUUGGGGAAAUUUGAACUUUCUGGCAUUCCUCCUGCACCCAGGGGUGUCCCCCAAAUCAAUGUCUGCUUUGACAUUGAUGCAAAUGGCAUCUUGAACGUCUCUGCUGAGGAUAAGGCUGGUGGUCAGAAGAACAAGAUCACCAUAACCAACGAUAAGGGAAGGCUGUCAAAGGAGGACAUUGAGAAGAUGGUACAAGAAGCUGAGAAAUACAAGGCAGAAGACGAGGAGCACAAGAAGAAAGUGGAAGCAAAGAAUGCGCUCGAGAAUUAUGCAUACAACAUGAAGAACACCAUUAAGGAUGACAAGAUAGCCUCGAAGAUUCCUGCAGAUGACAAAAAGAAGGUGGAGGAUGCUGUUGAGCAGGCUGUGCAGUGGUUGGAUUCAAAUCAGCUUGCAGAGGCAGAGGAAUUUGAAGACAAAAUGAAGGAGCUGGAGGGUAUCUGUAACCCUAUUAUUGCUAAGAUGUAUCAAGGUGAGGGGAUGGGUGGUGUCCCUGAUAUGGGUGCUGAUGGGAGCGGUGAAGGUCCCAAAAUUGAAGAAGUUGAUUAAGUCUUGACAUGUCUUGUGGUUUUGUGGCUGGUGACGGAUAUCUUGUUUUUUGGUAUUUGGUGAAAGACUACUUUCUAUAGUAGUUGUUUUUGAUGUUUGAAUGUUUUGGAAAUCUAAACAUCAAUGGAAAAGCACAUGCAAUUAAUAAUCCCAAAAUUGUCAACCCCUGUUCCUAUGCAUGCAUACGUUGGCAGUGCGAUCUGAGACCAGGAGUCGAAACAUGAGCGAGUGUCAUCAUCUAAUUCUGAAUUGCUGUUACUAGCUAGUAUCUUUGUUAUAUUACCUUCCCCCCUCUUGACUGCCCGUCAAUUUUGGUUGCAAGUCUCGAAGAAAUGUGAGGAGUGGAGAACUGAUACUGGGACCCUGUUUCUUUUAGCUUUUUCUCGAGUUUUAUUGAUUUUCACGCAUAGAAGUAACUUGACUCUGUUGCUGCUCAAGUUUUUAAAUUUUUAUUGAAAGUUCGGUCUUUUAAGCAUGUUUGAAGAAUGUAUCUGGUUGAAAGAUAGAACUCUGACCAUCAAAUAGAGAUGUCCAUGGGUACCGGGGUGCUCCAAUGCAUGUUAGGAAAUAUGAUUGCAUAUUUGCAUGUCCAAUGUACAAAGUCGGGUUUUUUUACACGUCUUCACACUUGAAUACGGUAGUCUAACUUUGGCACACGCAGACAACUAGAUCCUUCGAAAUGAAUUGGGUUUCGGCUAAUUGGACAGACACUUUUCACUUGAUGUCUUUAUGCUCGGUGUGUCAAAUUUCUGGUCAAGACAACCCAGCCUUAUGCCUUUCAACUUUCAAACAUGUAGGUUGUUGGUUUGGGGUAUUAUUUCAGUUGGAAGUAACUUGUUCAUCUUAUGUGCUUUUUAAUAAUCUUAGGAUUCAGCUACCGUGUUAGAAAAAGCUCUUCUAAAACCCUCAUAGAAAAUUUUAACACUAAUAUUUAUUGGAGUCCAGAUCAAUUGGGAGUCCCUUGAUAACUACUUGAUAGACAUGAAAUUUUUGGGACUUUGCCAUUCACCAAG
Messenger RNA from Cynara cardunculus var. scolymus (artichoke), 3018 nucleotides. RefSeq names its product heat shock cognate 70 kDa protein 2-like. The transcript is spliced from 2 exons. Gene Ontology annotation, molecular function: misfolded protein binding; heat shock protein binding; ATP-dependent protein folding chaperone. The record is from RefSeq and is a predicted model, not a curated record. NCBI's taxonomy places the organism in Eukaryota, Viridiplantae, Streptophyta, Magnoliopsida, Asterales, Asteraceae. The coding region runs from base 74 to 2005 and encodes 643 amino acids. Gene Ontology annotation, cellular component: cytoplasm. Gene Ontology annotation, biological process: cellular response to unfolded protein; protein refolding.